CGAUAUUUUCUAUAUAGUCCUUGCGAAGGAUCUUUCCGUUGGCCUAAAGCGUGACAGUUCACAGAUUGCCGGCCCUUCAUAAUCCCCAAAUCUUGUUCAUCUUGACCGCCACUUACACGACCAGUCAUAUGACAACGAGACAGUGAAUAUUUGAGAGGACCACCACGGCUCUCCCAACAUGAAGUUCGAUUUCUUGGUGUUGGCCGCCGUAGCCAGCGCAUCAACACUUACGCCCAACGUCCUGCCCUUGUUUGUUCGCAACCCGUACCUGAGUACAUGGCUUGGAAGUGCUCGCAAAGCACCAUGGGAAGACUGGCCCAUGUUCUGGACCGGAUCUCAUCUGGGCUUUUCGGUCAUGGCAUCAAUUCCCGACUCCGGAAAGAUCUAUCCCCUCAUCGGACGACCUCAUGAUUCGCUUCGUCGUGGACACAAGCUUUACAGUAUCACCUUUCCCGAAUACCUAGGACCUACUUUCGACGCCUCGACCACGAACCUGACUUACCUUCUUCACGGAUCUUCCUUAGACGAGCCAGUGAAAAUCACACUUUCGUUCCUCUCCCCCAUCACUCCGUCAUCCACCCUCAGACAGUCGAUACCUGCUGCGUAUCUUACCAUUAUUGCCGAGGGUUGCUCCAACGUAACGAUUUACACCGACGCCAAUGGCGAAUGGGUCAGCGGGAACAGGGCGAACGAGAUCAAGUGGGACCUGCACGAGCCCAAGGUACCGGAAGAAAGCGCUGAGAAAACCACGCCCAUCAAGACGUGGAAGUGGUCACGUCAGACAGAGCAACAUCUGACCGAGUUCUACGAUCACGCCGAAUGGGGAACCAUGCACUUCACCGGUCCGGCUGAUGCUCAACAUGAAGCGGGCACCUCUGGCCUUCUUCGUCAACACUUUGCUGAGAAGGGCUACCUGAGGAAUCAAAUUGACCGGGACUUCCGUCGCAUCAUGCAAGAAGAGCCCGUGUUCGCUUUUGCAAAGACCUUCAAACUGGCCGGAGAGUCCAAGAAGAAGGGCUGCUCAAAGACGGAAGACAGCGCGGUGUUCACCUUUGCCCUCAUCCAAGACCCAGUGGUGCAAUUCGCUUCUGCUAGGGGUCUGACUCUCAUGAAGCCGUUCUGGGCUUCGCACUUCGCCUCACCCGACGAGCUGGUCCGUUACCACUACAACGAUUUCAAAACUGCGUCUUGGCUAGCUCGAAACUACUCUGAUUCGCUAGCUCGUGAUGCCUUUGAGUCCGGAUCAGAGAGUUAUCAGGAUAUCGCCGCGCUUUCUGCCCGCCAGGUUCUCGGUGCCACCCAGUUCUCCGGCACCCCUGAUGAUCCCAUCAUCUUCCUCAAGGAAAUCUCGUCAAAUGGCAACUUCCAAACCGUAGACGUCAUCUUCCCUGCCUUCCCAUUUUUCCUCUACACGAACCCGAAGUGGCUCGGCUACCUUCUCGAACCGCUGCUUGAACACCAGCUGAGCGGGCAAUAUCCCAACGACUACAGCAUGCACGACCUUGGCGCCCAUUUCCCCAACGCGACUGGACACAGCGAUGGCAACGACGAAUACAUGCCGGUUGAGGAGUGUGGAAACAUGCUUAUCAUGGGAUUGGCUCUCGCCAAUGCCUUCCGCUACGAUACCGAACCCGCCUUCGUCCAGGCCGCCGCACCUCAUGCCGUUGCCAACGCCAUCUCGUCAGCCAAGGACUGGUCACGCUCCGUAGACGAAUACGGUUUCGACCUAAGCGGACAUCGCGACCGCAAAACUAAUCUCCAAACCACCGGGUCCAAAGCCGCAGAAAAAUGGCUUAGCCGCUCCUACUCCCUCUGGAAGCAAUGGACCGGCUACCUCGUGCGCGAAUCGCUGAUCCCGCACAACCAGCUCUGUACUGAUGAUUUCGCUGGGUGGCUCGCUAACCAGACAAACCUGGCAUUGAAAGGCAUCAUUGGCAUCAAGGCCAUGAGCGAGAUCGCGGAUAUUGUUGGCCACGAAGACGAAGCUAAGCACUAUAGAAAGGUUGCUGCUACUUACAUUGACAAGUGGCAGGAGUACGGCAUCUCGAGGGACCGGACUCAUGCCAAGUUAGCGUAUACGUGGUAUGGAUCUUGGACGACGAUAUAUAACCUUUAUGCGGACUCGUUAUUGUGUUUCCAUGUUCCUUCUUCUUCUUCUUCAUCUUCGUCCUCCUCAAUGAAGGAGCACCAAGACGAACGAAGAAAGCGGGGCUUCGGCCGAUGGUUCGGCACAGCUGGCGACCAGAAACCCAUUGGUGGCGGCGGUGACGGCGAUCAUGACAGUGGCGAUACCGAAAAACCAUUCAUCCCGGACAAGGUUUACCAGAUGCAAAGCGACUGGUACUCCGCCGUGCUACAAAAGUAUGGCCUUCCGCUCGACUCGCGACACUUGUACACCAAGAGCGAUUGGGAGUUUUUCGCGGCGGCAGUGACGGGGAAGAAGACGAGGAUGGAGAUGUUGGAGGCCAUUUCGUUGUGGGUUAAUGAGACUGUUACUGACCGUCCUCUAACCGACCUCUAUGAGACCGAAGGCAAUGGUGGUUAUCCGGGCAUUUACUUCAUGGCGAGACCGGUGGUUGGUGGUCAUUUUGCUUUCUUGGCGCUUGAAAGGGCUUGUGGGGGGAAGGCGGUGGAGGCGCUGAGGUUUAUGGAUGAGGAGCCGGCAGGGAAGAAUGCGGUUGAUGUUGAUGAAGAUUUAAAGGCUGAUAUGCUGGAGGCUAAACAGAAGGGGUGGGUUGGCGAUCUUUGAGUGCGUCGGAAUGUAGGAACUCGGGACUCUUGAAUUGGAUGCCGUUAGCCUGUCGAAACACAAUGGAGUACAAUCUCUCGGCUCGCUCGCUGCCUAGAGUUUGACCUAGU
Messenger RNA from Neurospora tetrasperma FGSC 2508, 2859 nucleotides. RefSeq lists its product as uncharacterized. NCBI's taxonomy places the organism in Eukaryota, Fungi, Ascomycota, Sordariomycetes, Sordariales, Sordariaceae. Bases 179 to 2749 code for a protein of 856 amino acids. The record is from RefSeq and is a predicted model, not a curated record. The transcript has 3 exons.